CGACGUCGUCAGUACAGGCGGCAAUGGAUCUCCCGGAGCUCAAGGGUUAUUUACGCAAGAAGUCGCGUCACGAUCGAUGGCAACGCCGCUACUUCGAGGCCACCACGCACUACCUAACCUACUACAAGAGUCGGGAAAGUGAGAAGCUGCUAGCUUGUAUCGACCUAUGGCGGACACAGACGAUCGAUUUUAACUCCACGGACGGCGACAAUCUCGAGUUCUCCAUCGCCAUCGGCGAGCAGUCGUAUCUUCUCAAAGCUGACAGUCAGGACGACGCCGCGCGAUGGGUUAAAGGACUCCAAGCACGGCAAUAUCGACCGGAAGGCACGCCCUCUGAGGUUUUCAGUCUUCGCAGCGAGCACAUGGACGCAGAGAGCGACGCGUCUAGUGAAUAUGGCGGUCGACGUCCUCGAAAUGCCUCGUCGGACUCGGGUAGUCACCGUUCGUCCUUGUCAAUGUCCUACGUCGAGACACAGAAUCCCGUAGUCCCAAAUGCCGCUGCUAUUGCCAGACUCUCGCUGUCCCACGCUGACGCUCCGAAUCCUGUGGUCCCGAACGCCAAUUUGAUCGCUCAAGCGUCAUUCUCGCACGCAGAAGCAGUCAAUCCUUAUCCAAUGGUGAAUACCAACCAGCAAGUCACGCGGUCUACAGUGGCGACAACGACUGGGGUCAAGAGAGCGGAGGAAGAGAAUGCGGCCAACACGCAAUGCUGUGCACCCUGCGUGAUCAUGUAA
Phytophthora infestans T30-4 is the source of this 734-nucleotide messenger RNA. RefSeq lists its product as uncharacterized. The transcript has 4 exons. Lineage: Eukaryota; Oomycota; Peronosporomycetes; Peronosporales; Peronosporaceae. Gene Ontology annotation, cellular component: early endosome; recycling endosome; trans-Golgi network. Gene Ontology annotation, biological process: endosome organization; retrograde transport, endosome to Golgi; receptor recycling. The coding region runs from base 24 to 734 and encodes 236 amino acids. The record is from RefSeq and is a predicted model, not a curated record.